Pyricularia pennisetigena is the source of this 519-nucleotide messenger RNA. RefSeq lists its product as uncharacterized. Lineage: Eukaryota; Fungi; Ascomycota; Sordariomycetes; Magnaporthales; Pyriculariaceae. The transcript is spliced from 2 exons. Gene Ontology annotation, molecular function: DNA binding. Bases 1 to 519 code for a protein of 172 amino acids. The record is from RefSeq and is a predicted model, not a curated record.
AUGCCUUCUCCAUCAGCACCGCGCGGCCGUGGCCGUCCCCGCAAGAGCGACGCUGGCGUCGAGGCUGAUUCGGCCGGCGCCGCCGUCGACAGGACUCCCAAGUCGCGCAGAGGCCCUUCCGCCCGCGCCCCCGGCGAGGCUGACGCAAAAGUCACCAAGUCUGGCGGCACCGGACGUCGCGGCAGGCCACCCAAGGACGCCAACGCACCCCCAAAGCCCCCCGGACCCAAGAAGGAACCGUCUGGCCGCCCCAGGGGCCGCCCUCGGUUGUAUGCGCCCGGCGAGUCCCCCACCGCGCUCAAGAUCGCCGCCAAGCGCGCCGCAGCCAAGAAGGACGGCCGAGGCAGGCCGCGCAAGAACGGCGGCCUCUCAGAGGUCAAGAAGGCCGACAAUGGUGAGGGAGAGGACGAGGAAGAUGAUGAGGAUGCCGACGCCGACGCUAAUGGCGAGAACGAGGAUGACAUUGAUGAGGAAGCCUUGAAGGAGGCCAUCGAUUCACUCCUCGAUGACAAUUACUGA